AUGUGCGACAACGAUAGACACUUUGCCAAGGUGGUGCCGAAGAGAGCAGUUUACUGCCCGACACUAUUGAACGCGAUGUUUUCAGCCUCCGCGAAACGUCUGAGUCGAACAAUUGGCGUUGAUGGGGUCAUUGCCGACCGAUACCAUCAAAUUUGCCUUCGCUCGUUGAUCCCGGCGCUCUCGUCCUCUACGGCCGUCGUUGACGACAACCUCCUGGCCGCUGUCGUAAUCCUGCGCUUCACGGAAGAAGUCGAUAUCGGUUCCAUGACCCUCGAGUCCCAUCUGAUGGGUACUAGAAUUCUGCUUGCCGCCCAGGAAAACGCCGCCGACUUCAGCGGUCUGCGACUUUCCGCAUUCUGGCUUGCCCUGAGGCAAGAAAUAUAUAUGGCGUUUGUUCAUACCCGCCCGGUCUACCACAGCUUCUUCCCCAGCAUCAAGCGGAUACAGGACCGCGGUAACAGCGAUGAGAAUGCCGUGGAUUGCCAUUAUGCCAACAAGGCAGAAGACAACCACGUAAGGAGCUACGCGCAACUGAAAGAGGAUCUUGAUGUAUGGUGGAAAGAGAAGCCAUGGUACUUCGACGCCAUGUGGGCGAAUCCAGAACCUGGCUUUCUGCUGGAAGAACAGUACAUCACCGACGCUGCUGUCACUGGAUUACAGCACUAUCACCUGGCUCGGAUGCUUUUGAUCGCCCACAACCCCAAGGUCGCGAGACUUGGUACGGCUUUCCGGGCAAUGGAAGAAGAACUCAAACAAACCGUUCGUGUGAUAUGUGGCCUUGCUGUGGCGAACGAGAGAACACCCCCAGCAUACGUGAACGCAUGCAUAGCAAUCACCAUGGCAGGCGAUCGUUUCACAGACCGGAAAGAACAAGAGGAGUUGUACAAGAUCCUUGUCAAGACUGACAGGCGGUUGGGGUGGCCGACUCAUGCAGCACAGUCUCAGAUCAGAGAGGCUUGGGGCUGGGAAGACUCCCCAUCACCCCCCGCGAUGCCUAUUGCGGCCAUGUUGAACGCCCGCGCACGAGCUGGGACGGCGGAUUGA
This is a messenger RNA of Colletotrichum fioriniae, 1044 nucleotides long. The record is from RefSeq and is a predicted model, not a curated record. Lineage: Eukaryota; Fungi; Ascomycota; Sordariomycetes; Glomerellales; Glomerellaceae.